ACCUAGACCCAUUUGAUUGAAGCCCGCCUGUGUGGAACACAGUGACGCACAGACACACACAAACGCGCACUAAAAGAAACACAACUCGGGACCAAAACCAGAGGUUUAGUCACCGGACUUCACUUCCGAUUCACCAAGAGAGACUAAAGACCAAAAGCAACGACUUGGUACAGUAGCCUACUGUUAUCCGCUAUAUUGGAGGUUUUAGCAGUACUUUGAUAACAUUGAUCUUCACAUAGUAGCCUGGUGCGUCGGGACUGGCUACUACUGCUGAGAGAGAGAGAGAGAGGGGGACACCGAAGAGUUUAUCCCUGUUUGACUUUGUCUAUUCUUCUUGAAAAAUAUGUCCGCACUAAUGGAACAACCCUUUUAUGACGACUCGUUUCUCUCUGCUUUCGGCCGUCCAGGAGGCGCUGCUGCCCCGCCACCGGACCCCAAGCUGCCCCGGCAGCAGAACAUGACCCUGGACCUCUGCGACCCCUACCACCGCUCCUCCUCUCACCUCCUCAAGCCGCACCACCUGCUGCGCGCCGCCGCGGCCGAUGGUGACUUCUGCCCGAGCGUGCACGCGGACGUCGGCUCUCUGAAGCUCUGCGCCUCGAACCCCGACCUGGAGCGACUCAUCCUCCAGAACAGCACCGGAACCCCCACCAUCACCUCCACCUCCACCCCCAGCGGGUUCACCUACAGCCGCAGCAUCACCGAGGAACAGGAAGGCUUCGCGGACGGUUUCGUUAAGGCGCUGGACGACCUGCACAAGAUGAACCAAAUGGCGCCGCCCCCCAACGUGUCCAUCGGUGGCGGGACCCUCGGUACCCACAGCGGGGGGGUCCCCGCCUCCUCGGUGUUCGGCUCCUCGCUCCAGGCCGACCACCACCACCUCGAAUACACCAACCUGAGCAACUGCACGCCGAACAACGCCAACAUGUCGUCCUCUGCGCCCAGCUACCCCUCCACCACCAUCAGCUACCUGCCCCAUCACCAGUACCCCCACCACCACCACCACCAGCUGCCCCCCCAGGCGCACGGGUCUUCCCACCACUUCCAGCACUCCCUGCCCGGCGCAGGGAUCCUCCACGCGCAGCGCUACGGAGGGCUGAUGAAGGAGGAGCCGCAGACGGUGCCUGACCUGCAGAGCAGCGACUCCGGCUCCCCGGGGCCGAUGUCCCCGAUCGACAUGGAGAACCAGGAGCGCAUCAAGGCGGAGCGCAAGAAGCUGAGGAACCGCCUGGCCGCCACCAAGUGCCGGCGGCGGAAGCUGGAGCGCAUCGCGCGGCUGGAGGACAAGGUGAAGCUGUUGAAGAACGACAACAUGGGGCUGUCCAGCACCGCGUCCCUGCUGCGGGAUCAGGUGGCCCAGCUCAAGCAGAAGGUCAUGACGCACGUCAGUAGCGGCUGUCAGCUCAUGAUGCCGCCUAAAGUCAAGUCUUACUGAAGACUGAAGUAAACGCACUUUUUCUGGAGCUGCUGAACAAUACAGGAGAGGACAUGGUUGGUCGUGGAGCGACACUGGGGAACAAAUUAGAGAAGUUCUGGUGCGUAUGGAGACGAGGAGACGUGGAGGACUAUGGACUUUAUAUGGAGGCUAAGUGAUGUGGAGGGUGGUUGUCUUGCCUUCAGGGACCACCAGAGAGACGCACUUAAAAGACUGAAACACUUUGGGGCAUUUGGAACAAGUUUUGAUGAUGUUCUUGUCUUUGGCUUUGCCUGUUUACAUUCGACCGUGACGCGUUCAUGUGGUACUUAACUUAUUGGUUUCUCGGGCCGAGCCUGAUUGGUUGUGUUUUUUUGUACAGUAUAUAUAUUUAAGUAAAUAAUAUGAAUUGAAGAAAUGUGUUGGGCGUUCUUUUGAGGGUGGCCGAUGCCCAUAUUUAUUGGUGGUAUUGAUUGCCGUCAAGUAGCCUACAUACCAUUGGUUUAUUUUGCUAUUAAUUGUCGUUAAAAUUAAACCACUUUUAUUUUGCCAUUAGGUACAUAAAUAAUUCAUAUUUAAAAUAUAUUGGUUAAUUAUUUUGCUAUGAAUUGCCGUUAAAAGCCCAUAAUGUCUUUUGAACCAACCAUGUCUGGUCGCUGCAGUGCAUCAGUCGACCAGUAGGGUGCCUCGACUGGUUCCGCUCUGUGCGUCCCGGCGUGGGACGGUUCUCUUGACGUCAGGACAGGCCCAUUUAUGGUCAAACCUGCCGGCUGACGUAAUAUACCAGCAGGUUUCCGGGAACUCCUGCCUCCUACAGAGCCGGUGGUCAGACCCUGACACUCACUGCCCUGGUUUCCCCAGUAAGGCCAGUAAAUGGUUUAUUUCCAACAGGGGACUUUCCCCGCAAUGGUAUUUCUACUUCCCCAAAACAAGGCCUCGUGAUCAUUGCGAGGCCUUCUUAUAAAGAUGUCACGGCGUGUUCCCUUUAGAUGCAAUCUAAGCCUUUUCCCCCCAAUUGCCAAACUGAACAGCUAGUUGUGUGUAAACCUCUGGUCGCGUCAUAACAGGUAUGAUAUGGGAACCAUAAAAUAGUCAUUACGGUCGAAGUUUUUAAACGUCCGUAAGACAACUAAAACCGCAACCAACUAAAAUAACGAGAUCCAAACCUAGUCCAAUGCUGCCACCUAGUGACGGAAAAGGGCACAACAAGGAACUACCAAGACACGAUCGAUGCUUUAUUAAAGAGCAGACAAUACAAAUAAUACCAUCCAGAAUAUGUUAAGUGUUACCAGUUUCAGUGCUCGGGACUUGAAAAGUAUGCCACAGUUAACUAUCCGGAAGAGAUUGGUUUAACACGGUCAGUAAUAAUACAAGUCGACUUGGUUCUGGGGU
Molecule: messenger RNA, 2806 nt
Organism: Gadus macrocephalus (Pacific cod)
Lineage: Eukaryota; Metazoa; Chordata; Actinopteri; Gadiformes; Gadidae
Gene: junba
Product: JunB proto-oncogene, AP-1 transcription factor subunit a
Exons: 1
Coding region: 344-1435 (363 amino acids)
Biological process (GO): regulation of cell cycle; regulation of cell population proliferation; regulation of transcription by RNA polymerase II
Cellular component (GO): transcription regulator complex
Molecular function (GO): transcription factor binding; DNA-binding transcription factor activity, RNA polymerase II-specific; RNA polymerase II cis-regulatory region sequence-specific DNA binding
Source: RefSeq, a predicted model, not a curated record